CAGCGUUCUCUGUGGUCUGCCAAAGAUGAGGUGGAUAGUACUCUUUGCUCUCUGCCUAACGGUCGCGAUCGCUGCCCCUGCCUCGCAAAGUGCGGAUUACAAGCCAGCGGCAGAUCGAUUAGACCUUUCACGAGAUCGGGAUGAUGAUGACGAUGAUGACGACAACGAUGACUUGAGGCGAUACGGGAACGACAACAGACCAGUCGCCGAUCGGAGAGACGGUGCCGACCGACUUGACUUGGGGUCAUACAAUGCUUACAACAACCCGUCGAAUCGAUACGCCAACAGAUACGAUAACAACAGAAAUUACUACGCUAGAAGCAGAAUUAACUAUAAUAGAUACGGUGGCCUCCUGAAUGAUAGAAAUAAUAACGACAGGAAUGACAGGUACGAUAAUGACAGGAAUGAUGAUGAUAGAUACGGCUCACCAACCAACCUUAGAUGCCGAAAAUGUGGAUCAUCAUACCAAGAAGGCGAUAGACGUGACAACGAUGCCUAUGACCGACGGGACAAUGACAACGGUGCAUUAAGCAGAUACGAAGCUUACGCACGAAGCAGAUAUUAUAGGAGCGCGAGGAAUAAACGCGAAAACAGCAAUAGAGCGUACGACCGAUUGGCGGGAUAUUAUGGAAACCGAUAUGGAUUAAAUUCUAGACGAAGUUACAGCCCAUACAAUUUGCUAGAACAAGCUGGUCUUAACAGCCUAGAUGAUGACAAUCUAGCUGAUGACCUAUAUAAUAACAACUACAGGCGAGACAACAAUGAUGAUAGGAAUGAUGAUGAUAGAAAUGAUGAUGACAGGAAUGAUGGUAACAGAAAUGAUGAUGAUAGAAAUGACGAUGAUAGAAACGAUGAUAAUAGAAACGAUGAUGAUAGAAAUGAUGAUGACAGACUAGAUGACAAUAGGAGAUCUGACGACAGAUACAAUAAUAACCGAAGGGAUGACGGCAGUAGUGAUAAUGACAGAAGAUAUGACGGCAUUAAUGAUAAUGACAGAAGGAAUGACUACAUAAAAAGAUAA
Helicoverpa armigera (cotton bollworm) is the source of this 1021-nucleotide messenger RNA. RefSeq lists its product as uncharacterized. The record is from RefSeq and is a predicted model, not a curated record. The transcript is spliced from 6 exons. Bases 26 to 1021 code for a protein of 331 amino acids. Lineage: Eukaryota; Metazoa; Arthropoda; Insecta; Lepidoptera; Noctuidae.